Messenger RNA from Folsomia candida, 762 nucleotides. Its product is annotated as CDGSH iron-sulfur domain-containing protein 3, mitochondrial. The record is from RefSeq and is a predicted model, not a curated record. Gene Ontology annotation, molecular function: 2 iron, 2 sulfur cluster binding. The transcript is spliced from 5 exons. Gene Ontology annotation, cellular component: intracellular membrane-bounded organelle. Lineage: Eukaryota; Metazoa; Arthropoda; Collembola; Entomobryomorpha; Isotomidae. Bases 211 to 567 code for a protein of 118 amino acids.
GGGAUUGAACAAAGCACAAGAAAAGGCAAAAAAUGCGAAACGAGGGAGUUCGCUGCCGUAUCAACAAAACUAUAAACUCUGCUGAGCUUGGACUUUUGAAGAAAAGCAAAACAAAAUCAAUAAUAUUGCCAAUUUUCAAACGCUAUCAGCUUCACGAGACUUUAACCGGAUUUUUGGCGACAAAAUUUUUAAUCUCUUUGGAUAUCGAAAAUGGCCAUGCUACUGCGUUCGUUGAGUGGACAACUGUCUAGGAAUUUUCCCUCAAAUGGCGUCGUGAAAUCACAAGGAUUCCGAAGUCUGACUCCUGCAUUGGCUGCCGAAGUGAAGGGUCAAAUUGCCAAGAAAACCCCAACCAAGGUCCUUUGUGAAGAAGGCAAAUCGUAUGCCUGGUGUGCCUGUGGCCUGAGUGGAAAACAGCCAUUCUGUGACGGAUCUCAUAAAAAUUCGACCUUGGGACUUACUCCUGUACGAUGGACUGCAACCUCUUCAAAAGAAAUUUUUUUCUGCAACUGUAAACAAACGAACAAACGUCCAUUUUGCGACGGAUCCCAUAAGAAGUUAGCAUAAAUCCACAUCAAACAAGCCAAAUCGCCUAUCGUAGAAAAUUUAAAGUACCUGAAUUUAUUUACUUAAUCAACCCAGCUGUUACGCAGUCAAAAUUACAAAUUUAGUCAGUCAGCUAUUUAGUUGGUACAAUUUUCAUAUAAUGUAAUGUAACAAAACGAAAUACUUGCAAUAAAGUUUCACUGUUAAUUUCUGAAA